Molecule: messenger RNA, 2403 nt
Organism: Phaeodactylum tricornutum CCAP 1055/1
Lineage: Eukaryota; Bacillariophyta; Bacillariophyceae; Surirellales; Neidiaceae
Exons: 1
Coding region: 1-2244 (747 amino acids)
Biological process (GO): regulatory ncRNA-mediated heterochromatin formation
Cellular component (GO): nucleus
Molecular function (GO): siRNA binding
Source: RefSeq, a predicted model, not a curated record
AUGCGUUUCUUCUCCAAACUUCGAUCGCCACCCCAUCCUUCUCACAACAACAGCAGCGGUAGUAGGGACGACACCACUCCCACCUCUGCUAGAUUGUCUAGUCCAUCCUUCGACCCGUCCAUGGGCAAUACGGAUUCGUGCGUGCUGGCCGGAUCCGAAGCCCGCAAAAUCGGAGUCCUCCUAACGUUGGCUUCAUCCGACACGGAGGAUGCCAAGGAACGUUCCCGGCAACAACAACAAGCUAUACCGCCAACAAGCUCGGUAGCAAUGUCGUCAUCGUCUGUCGAGGAUCACGUACAUUGCACUGGACAUUCAAUACGAAGGAAUGCUCCGAAUGGUUCGUCACCGCCGGCGUUGCGAAAUUCGUGGACGAGCAACAACGCAGGCAGUCGCAGUCCCCGCCGCAGGCCGCGCUCCGACAGUACCGGCGUGGCGUCGUAUCCCGGUACCCAUGCGCGCAUGACCAGCAAUACCUCGGAACAAUCGGGGCGUCCCGACCAUUCGCCUUUGUUGCGACAGGAGUCGGCAUCCAUCGUCCGGCGAAACAAUUCAAUCCUACGCUCCUUUCGACGCAAGAGCGGUAAAGCCGUUCACAAAACAUCUCACGCCGUGCUAGGCUUUUGGAAAGCUUUUGAAUCCUUCCUCUUUCCGCAUAACGCCUUGCACGAUUUGGAGCGUUCCGCUGCCGUUCCUCAGCGAGUGCGCGGUGGUGUCAUGUUGGCAGACUGUACCACACCACAGGAACACUAUGCUCGAUUGCGGAAGAUGAUGGAGGCCAUUCAACCGCUGCAUGGUGCGGAAGGCUUGGCCGUUGUUGGAUUGGAAUACCGUGUGGUGUAUUGUGCGGAGCAUAAACCACCGCCUUUGUUCCCUGCUGGUGUCACCGAAAGUCCCGGGAGAAUUGAGGAACACGGAGAUUACAGGGAUGACGACAAUGACGAUCACGAUGAGCCAAUCCUGGAAAACGGGGUCGAGUUACCGGCCUUUCGUGGCCAUUUGCCGCCUGUGACGUCGACUCCUGAUUUGUUGGCGUCCGAACUUACCAGUUCCGUCCGGAGCAACGCUUCCGUCGGGUCCCUUUCCGAUUCGGUACUGGACAAUUUUCCGUUAGAUGUGCCCGUGCCGGUGGCCGACUCCAAACAUUGCCAUUUAUGUAUGCGUCGACUCUACCAUGUAGCCACCAAUACGGUCAUUGACGAAAGUAAUCGGCAAAAGUACAUUCCGGACGGCGACUUUUACGAUCGGGUGGCCCUUUGUUGCCAAGAAUACGCCCACGAUGUCAUGUGCGCGGAAGCUGGUCUCGAGUGGGUCACAAUUGAGGACGGCAGUGAACAGCGCGAAUCGAUCCGCGCCCUCGUCAAUACGACACAUCCCUUGAUACAUACCUCGGAAAAUGCGCACACGUGGUCGGGUCGACCAACUAUGUUGAUCGCCACGGGCCGUGGCAAAGUCCGUGCCGGAAUUUUUUCUCGACAGCAUCUCAUGUGUACGAGUCUGGAAUCGUCCACGGCAUUGCCAAUUGUGCGAGAAGCCGUGACGCGCCGUAUGAACGUGGUGAUGAUUGACCCCAAUGCGCACGGGGAUCGAUUCGGUUACGACGUUUUUCGCAAGUCGAUGAGUCGCCUUUUUGCGUACUGGGAAGGGACGGAGUCACCGUUAACAACGGCAACGGGUCCAAGUACCAGUCUGGAUGCCGCAUACCACUGCAACGAGUGCACGGGGGACGUCCCGUUAGAUAAUCAAGAUUUGUACAUUCUGUCCCAUUCCGCAUCCGGCGGACAACUCGCUCGCUUUUUGCUGGACAAGUCGGAAGCUUACCUACCGCACAUUCGUGCCAUUGCCUUUACCGAUUCGACACACAACAUCCAAUGGGCCAGAAAGGCUGCUCAAGACAAUGUGGUCGACUUACUGCAGGGUCCGGAGUGCGUUUAUUUCAAAUGUGCCAACGAGAAUCGGGACGGUAACAACUGGUACCUACACGCUACGGGAGAAGAGAUCCCGACCGACAGUUUUUGGAAACACCGUUUUGGAGACAUCAAAACGUACUGGGCCGGUACAAACGAGCAUUCGCUGACGAACUGGUACGCACACAAGAAAAUUUGGGAACACUUCGAUCGGUUCUUGCGCGACAAGUUGAUCUCAGGCGUUUUUCUGGGCGUACCAGCAAUUAUAGAAGAAGCAACGCCCUCACUAUCAGCUCUCGCAGAAAGUCACACCCAUGGAGAAGCUACGGAAGAGUCCUAACACGCGACAAUUUUGAAAUCAAAUUUGGUAGAAUAGUUACGACUACUCCAUCUAUUUCGGCGAAUGGAACGACUCGCUCCGUCGUCGUCGUCCGUGGCGUCCCGCAGCCCAAUUUUUCCGUACUCCAAACGUAAUUAUAGUUUUUGCAUCAUUUUGUUC